Lasiosphaeria miniovina is the source of this 306-nucleotide messenger RNA. RefSeq lists its product as uncharacterized. The record is from RefSeq and is a predicted model, not a curated record. The transcript has a single exon. The annotation marks the transcript as partial. NCBI's taxonomy places the organism in Eukaryota, Fungi, Ascomycota, Sordariomycetes, Sordariales, Lasiosphaeriaceae.
CCUCGGCUGCUGAGCAAGAUCCACAAGUUGGCCGACUGGCUGACGACAAGCGAGCCUUCGGCGCAGGCACUGAAACAGCACAAAAAGAGGGAGUACAAGAAGGCCGGGGUCAAGGUGAAGGAUGGCGAGGCCAACGCCAAGCUCCGCGCGCCUAUGGGCGAAAUCCCGGCUGACGCCGCCAGGCUAACCUCGGGCCCGAGCCCCGAGGACAUUGCCAGGAAGAGGGCCACCGAGCGGCGCAAGCAGAGCCACUCUAGCAGUGGCAAUCGAGGCCCCCAGCCGUCUCUGGCGUCGUCUCAGUCUUCC